GAAGAAAAUCUAGGCAGAUAUCAGGAACCUAUCGAAUCGAUUCGAAUAGCGAGCAAGAAGAGUUGCGAGGAACAAGUUGUUCUCCGGACAACACUUACUCCAGACAGGUCUGCUCACUUUUAUCAGACCUCUUGCUAAAAUUCUGCACAAGAGAUCCCAUUCCUCUUCAGAAGCAACAAUGGGGACAAAGCUUCUUCAUCCUCAAAUUCCUUCCCACGUGCUUCCUUCUUCAAUACCAACGUUACCAAAGAUGAUCAGAAGUCAAACUCAAAAGUCACCCUCAACAAAUCACCCAAUCCAAAGUAAUUUUACCGUACAUAGAUCCAAUUUCGCCAUUAAAGUUACAGAAUCAAGCUCUAGCCUAGUAGGCKACCAAGAAGAAGAAGAAGGAAUAGCACCAGAUGAGUCUCCAUUAGAUUAUUCAACAAUUGCUCGAGUCAAAACAGACAUUAAUAAGGCAACGCAAGGAAUCAAUCGAGGCAUUUUUGGAAUCCCAAGCGAAAAGAAAUCCGAAAUUGAAGAUAUGGUGAAGGUGCUGGAGUCUCUGAAUCCAAAUCCACACCCAACAGUUGACCUUGAUAAGUUGGGUGGAUGCUGGAAGCUGAUAUAUAGUACAAUAACAAUCCUGGGAUCCAAAAGAACGAAAUUGGGAUUGCGAGAUUUUAUCAGUUUGGGAGAUUUCUUGCAAGUUAUUGAUGUUGCUAAGGGGAAAGCAGUUAAUGUGAUCAUGUUCAAUGUGAGAGGGCUGAACUUGUUCAGUGGGAAGCUUGUAAUUGAGGCCUCCUUCAAGAUUUCUUCUAAAUCAAGAGUUGCCAUUAGUUACGACACCUCAACUAUCGUCCCUGAUCAGUUGAUGAACAUGUUCCGUAAAAACUAUGACAUUCUUCUCAGAAUCUUCAAUCCUGAUGGGUGGUUAGAGAUAACAUAUGUGGAUGAAACCCUUAGAAUAGGAAGGGAUGAUAAAGGCAACAUCUUCAUAUUGGAGAGAUCAAAGGAGACCAAUACCUAACUCUUGCUUUCAUAUUCAUUUUCGAUGCAAUGAAGAUGUUCAUAAAUCUGUAAUUGUUUUUAUUGUUUUCAUGUGAAGAAACAAAUGUUUAGUGAUUAUUACUAUGCUUACAUACCCGGCUCAAAUUAUUGGAAAACAAUCGAAUCGAGGGUCUAUUUUCUCUGACUUGACUCAGCUUGACCUACUUGACUCAACGGUUAGAGAAAUCUCUUGCUAUGA
Cynara cardunculus var. scolymus (artichoke) is the source of this 1228-nucleotide messenger RNA. Its product is annotated as probable plastid-lipid-associated protein 7, chloroplastic. The transcript is spliced from 8 exons. The record is from RefSeq and is a predicted model, not a curated record. Bases 179 to 1009 code for a protein of 276 amino acids. NCBI's taxonomy places the organism in Eukaryota, Viridiplantae, Streptophyta, Magnoliopsida, Asterales, Asteraceae.